Messenger RNA from Miniopterus natalensis, 2490 nucleotides. It is a transcript of the gene DDX4, whose product is annotated as DEAD-box helicase 4. The record is from RefSeq and is a predicted model, not a curated record. Gene Ontology annotation, molecular function: ATP binding; RNA helicase activity; nucleic acid binding. Lineage: Eukaryota; Metazoa; Chordata; Mammalia; Chiroptera; Miniopteridae.
CGGUCGUCGGUGCCGCUGGAGACCCGGUUCUGAUCUAAUUGAGGCCAAACGUGUCUGUGUUUUUGCAAAAACAGGACGGGCAUCCACCAUGGGCGAUGAAGACUGGGAGGCGGAAAUCAUCACACCGCACCUGUCCUCCUACGUUCCCGUGUUCGAGAAGGAUAGGUAUUCUUCUGGAGCAAAUGGAGACACUUUCAGCAGGACUCCGGUUCCAUCGUCAGAAAUGGAUGAUGGACCUUCUCGAAGAGAUCAUUUCCUGAGGAGCGGAUUUGCCUCUGGGAGGAGUUUGGGAAACAGAGAUGCUGGCGAGUCUCAUAAAAGGGAGAGUACCUCCACUCUUGGUGGCUUUGGCGUUGGAAAAGGUUUUGGAAACAGAGGUUUUUCCAGUAACAAGCUUGAAGAAGGCGACAGCUCUGGUUUCUGGAGAGAGUCCAACAAUUACGGUGAAGAGAGUCAGACGCGGAGCAGAGGGUUCUCCAGGAGAGGAGGCUAUCAGGAUGGAAAUGAUUCGGAAACUUCAACGCCAUCCAGAAGAGGUGGAAGAGGUGGCUUCCGGGGCUGCCGUGGAGGAUUUGGCCUGGGAAGUCCAAACAGCGAAUGUGAGCAAGAUGAGGGGACACCACGCACUGGCGGCCUUUUUGGAUCUAGGAGACCUUCAUUGAGUGGCCCAGGCAAUGGGGACAUUUACCACAGCAGGACUGGGAGUGGACGAGGUGGUUACAAAGGGCUAAAUGAGGAAGUCAUAACAGGCUCUGGGAAGAAUUCCUGGAAGUCAGGAACUGAAGGAGCAGAAGGUGAUGACGCUCAAGGACCAAAAGUGACCUACGUACCCCCUGCCCCACCCGAGGACGAGGACUCCAUCUUCGCACAUUAUCAGACAGGCAUCAACUUUGACAAGUACGAUAGUAUUCUCGUGGAAGUGUCUGGACACGAUGUUCCACCAGCAAUUCUGACAUUUGAAGAAGCUAAUCUCUGUCCAACACUGAAUAACAACAUUGCUAAAGCUGGUUAUACUAAGCUCACUCCUGUGCAGAAAUACAGCAUUCCUAUCAUACUCGCAGGACGCGAUCUAAUGGCCUGUGCGCAGACAGGCUCGGGAAAAACCGCAGCUUUCCUCCUGCCGAUCCUGGCACACAUGAUGCGUGACGGCGUGACUGCCAGUCGUUUCCGAGAGCUGCAGGAGCCCGAGUGCAUUAUCGUGGCCCCCACUCGAGAACUGAUCAACCAGAUCUACCUGGAAGCCAGGAAGUUUUCUUUUGGAACUUGUGUAAGAGCUGUUGUCAUAUAUGGGGGAACCCAGUUUGGGCAUUCAGUUCGACAGAUCAUCCAGGGCUGCAAUGUCUUAUGUGCUACUCCUGGGAGACUGAUGGAUAUCAUAGGUAAAGAAAAGAUUGGUCUUAGACAGGUCAGAUACCUAGUUCUGGAUGAAGCUGACCGCAUGCUGGAUAUGGGCUUCGGACCAGAAAUGAAGAAGUUGAUUUCCUGCCCAGGAAUGCCGUCAAAGGAGCAGCGCCAGACCCUCAUGUUCAGUGCCACCUUCCCAGAGGAAAUUCAGAGGUUGGCUGGGGAGUUUUUGAAGUCGAACUACUUGUUUGUAGCUGUGGGGCAAGUGGGCGGAGCGUGCACGGACGUCCAGCAGGCGGUCCUCCAGGUGGGCCAGUACUCCAAGAGAGAGAAGCUGGUCGAGAUCCUGCGCAACAUAGGUGAUGAAAGAACUAUGGUCUUUGUUGAAACUAAGAAAAAAGCAGAUUUUAUUGCCACUUUUCUCUGUCAAGAAAAUAUAUCAACAACAAGUAUUCAUGGUGACCGGGAGCAGAGGGAGAGGGAGCAGGCCCUGGGAGACUUCCGCUGUGGGAAAUGCCCAGUGCUUGUCGCUACUUCAGUGGCCGCCAGGGGGCUGGACAUCGAAAACGUUCAGCAUGUGAUCAAUUUCGACCUUCCCUCCACCAUCGAUGAGUAUGUUCACCGCAUCGGGCGUACCGGGCGCUGUGGGAACACAGGCCGAGCCGUCUCCUUCUUUGACCCCGAGUCAGACAGGCAUCUGGCUCAGCCUCUGGUGAAAGUCCUGUCAGACGCUCAGCAGGAUGUCCCUGCAUGGCUGGAGGAGAUUGCCUUCAGCACCUACGUUCCUGGCUUCAGUGGGAGCUCCAGAGACAAUGUGUUCGCGUCGGUGGACACCAGAAAGAAUUUCCAUGGCAAGAGCACUUUGAACACAACAGGGUUUUCUUCCUCACAAGUUCCUAAUCCAGCAGAUGACGAGUCAUGGGAUUAAAGCUACAACAGCCUUCAAAUUUGUGGUAUAGUUUCGAUGGAGAGGAAGCAGUUUUGAUUUUGAGUUUUUAGCGGAAAUUUUAAACCCAACACUCGUAUCUCCUGUGGUUCUGUUCUUACUCCCACCCUUAAAAUCCUCACUGACUAGUUACAUGAGAUGCUGAAGCUAUAUAAUGUUGCAGCUGCCGAUACAAAAGGUGUUGACUGGAAAGAUUAAAG